Molecule: messenger RNA, 5867 nt
Organism: Culex pipiens pallens (northern house mosquito)
Lineage: Eukaryota; Metazoa; Arthropoda; Insecta; Diptera; Culicidae
Exons: 2
Coding region: 51-5408 (1785 amino acids)
Biological process (GO): DNA integration
Molecular function (GO): nucleic acid binding
Source: RefSeq, a predicted model, not a curated record
ACUACACCAAACCUUUUCGUGUUUUUUCGUGAACUGUGAGUUUAACUACGAUGGCGCCGACAACCAAGAAGGCGUCUCCUACGCUGAAGCAGCUUGAGGCGAAGCUGAGGUCGUCCGAUGAGUUGUUUCAUGCGGUGUACGCGUUCGCCAGCGAGAUGAACAACACGACCACGUUGAGUCAAGUGAAGGUUCGCUUGGAAAAGCUUGACGGACUUUGGGAGAAAGUCAACGAUACCAUUCUGGACAUCGAGAUGCACGAGGACUACGCCGGCACGGACGACGCGUACAGCAAGAUGAGGAAGGACUGCCUACAGUGUUACUACGACACCAAGACGCUGUUGGUGGACAAGGCCAAGGAGUUGGAAACCUACCCAGAUCUGAACACGACCCAACGCGAUCUCAACGCGACGCAGCAUCCAAUCCACGACCACGUGCGACUCCCACAAAUCCAGCUGCAGAAGUUUGACGGCAAGCUGGACGAAUGGUUGAGUUUCCGGGACUUGUACACGUCGUUGAUCCACUGGAAGAAGGAUCUUCCGGACAUUGAGAAGUUCCAGUACCUCAAGGGAUGCCUGCUGGGCAAGCCGCGAACAAUGGUCGACGGUCUCUACAUGAGCGCCAAGAAUUACCAGGUCGCGUGGGACAUCCUGACGAAAUACUACAACGACAACAAUCUGCUGAAGCGAAGUCAGGUUGAAACGCUGUUCAAUCUUCCGACAUUGACCGAGGAGUCGGUAACUGAUCUUCAAGAACUUCUGGAGGGUUUCGAACGGGCCGUUCGGACGCUCGAUCAGUUUGUGAGUCCGGAAGACUACAAGGACCUGUUGUUGCUGCACCUUCUCUCUUCGAGACUUGAUCCUGUCACAAAGCGAAGCUGGGAAGAAGUCACAGCGGCACAGGCGAACAAGGAGAACAAGGAAUCCAACGAGCCAAAGGAGAAGGAAACAGUCAAGGACUUGACUGAUUUUCUGUACACCCGGAUUAGAGUUCUUAGUUCGCUCAAAACCAUGACUGCAGGAACCAAGGCGGAUGCCAAACCAUCCAAGCAGCGGAAGGCUCCCUUCACCCGGUCAAGCUACAAUGCGGUGCAGUCGCCUAGGAUCAGCUGCGUAGUCUGCUCGGAGCCCCAUCUGUUGUACAGAUGUCCGACAUUCCAAGGCAUGUCAGUUGCAGCAAGGGACAAGGUGGUGCGAACGAACUCUAUGUGCUUGAACUGCUUCCGGCGUGGACACCAAGCGACACAAUGUACCUCACGUUUUGUCUGCCAGAAUUGUUCAGCCAAGCACCACACUUUGGUUUGCUUCAAACCCAAGAGAAGCGACAGACCAAAACCAACGACAUCUGGACAGGACUUCAACCGAGGUGGAAACAAUGGUCCAAAUGGUGGUAGUUCGUACCAAGCAGCACAGUCUUCGACGCAAACGGAAACCGUAACAUCCAACGUGGCAGCACAUCGUACUUCUACAGUUCUGCUGGCCACAGCUGUUGUCCUGGUGGAGGACGACGAAGGCGUCAAGUUUCCUGCUCGAGCACUGCUGGAUUCGGGCUCGGAAUGCAAUUUCAUGACAGAGCGGCUCUGUCAGCGGUUGAAGGUUCAACGGAAACGCUCGAAUGUCGCGGUGUAUGGCAUCGGACAAGCGAACACCAAGGUCAAGCACAAAAUCCAAGCUACAAUCAAGUCGCGAGUGACAGGGUUCUCGCGCAGGAUGGAAUUUCUCCUACUACCCAAGGUAACGGCCAAUCUCCCGACAUCGGAUGUCAGUGUGGCCGGCUGGGAAUUUCCUCCGGAUGUGGAAUUAGCCGAUCCCACAUUCUUUAACUCCAAGACGGUGGACAUCGUGCUUGGAAUCCACCACUUCUUUGCUUUCUUCAAUUCCGGGAAGGAGCUGGAACUCGGAGUCGGUCUACCAACACUGACCGAAACGGUAUUUGGAUGGAUUGUGACCGGAAACGUGGAGAACCAAAACUCCAGUUCGGUUACCCAAUGCAACGUAGCAGUCUCGUCAACCCUAGAGGAGCUGCUCACCCGGUUCUGGGCUUGCGAGGAGGUCGCAACGCCGCACAACUAUUCCCCGGUGGAAACGCGAUGCGAGGAGUUGUAUUCGCGAACCGUCAAGAGAGGUUCUGACGGAAGGUACACGGUUUCAUACCCCAAGGACGAAGACGCACUGGCACGGAUGGGCGAGUCACGGGACAUCGCAUUCCGACGUCUUCAAGGGCUGGAACGCAGAUUGGAGAAGGAUCCUGAUCUGCGCCGGCAAUACAACCAAUUCAUGGAGGAAUACCUGGAACUAGGACACAUGCGCGAGGCUACCGACCUCGGAGAGGUCAAGCGUGUGUUCCUACCACAUCACCCGGUGGUGAGGGAAUCGAGUACUACGACCAAGGUGCGAGUGGUAUUCGAUGCGUCUUGUGCGAGCUCAACGGGAGUGUCGCUCAACGAUGCCCUACUGGUGGGACCGUCGAUUCAGGACGAUCUACGGUCAAUAAUCCUACGGAGUCGGACAAAGCAGUUCAUGCUCGUGUCUGACAUGGAGAAAAUGUUCCGACAAGUUCUAGUCACCGAGGAAGACAUGAAGCUCCAAAGCAUCAUGUGGCGGGAUGACCCCAACAAGGAGGUCAAAGUCUACGAACUUGCGACGGUCACGUAUGGUACCAAGCCAGCACCUUUCCUGGCAACCCGGACGCUCAAGCAACUCGCUAUGGAUGAGCAAAGCCGUUUCCCGAUGGCAGCCAAGGUCGCGCUCGAAGACGUCUACAUGGACGACGUUUUGACCGGCGCUGACGACGAGGAUCAAGCGGUGGAACUACGAACCCAACUGGACGCUCUGCUGGAGAGCGGCGGUUUUCGGCUUAGGAAGUGGGCAUCCAACAGCCCUCUGGUACUGCAGGGCAUACCAGACGAGAACCUAGCACUGUCAAGGACUGGCGAUGUGCUCCUGGACCCAGAUCCAUCUGUACGGACUCUGGGAUUGGUUUGGCGACCAACCACCGACGUUCUAAAGUUCCAGUUUGAUCACCCAACCCCAAACCCAAAUCAGCCGUGGACACGGCGGAGGAUAAUGUCAACGAUUGCAACCCUGUUUGAUCCAAUCGGUUUCGUCGGUCCAGUUAUCGCAGCAGCUAAAAUCCUGAUGCAGAAGCUUUGGACGCUGGAGGACAAGAGCGGCAAGAAGCUGGACUGGGAUGACGAACUACCACUCGCAAUCGUUCAGAAAUGGCUGAAGUUCUAUGAACAAAUUCCGGCAUUAAACGACCUGACAUUCCCAAGAUGUGUGAUCAUUCCCAAGGCGGUCAACAUCGAGAUCCAUACGUUUUGCGACGCUUCCCAGGAUGCAUACGGAGCUUGCUCGUAUGUGAGAAGCGUAAACCAAGCUGGAGAAGUACGCGUGGCGCUGCUUAGCUCCAAAUCCAAGGUCGCUCCACUCAAAUGCCAAUCGAUCCCAAGGUUAGAGCUCUGCGGAGCGGAGCUGGCUGCUCUUCUGAGUGAGCAGAUCUUCAAGGCAACCAAACUGGACGUCAAGUACUACUAUUGGACGGAUUCUACCUGUGUACUGCAGUGGUUACGGCACGUACCUACGACGUGGAACACCUUCGUCGCCAACAGGGUGGCGAAAAUCCAAGCGCUGACGGAGCGCGGGGGAUGGAACCACGUGCCGGGAGUCCAGAAUCCUGCGGACCUCAUUUCCCGAGGUGUCGCACCGGCGGAUAUCGCAGAUCUACUGCUGUGGUGGGAAGGCCCCCCAUGGCUCAAGCUAUCUCCUGAACACUGGCCGUCUCAACCGGUGCUGGAUCGUGACGAGGAAGCAGACCAAGAAAGACGUCACGUAGCAGCGAACCUAGCUGGCGGACAGCAGAUAGAUUUCCCGAGUUUCAUCAUCAGCAAGUUUUCCGACUACCGGAGCCUGAUUCGAAGCGUAGCGUACUGGUCAAGGCUGAUGAAGAUCCUGCGGCACGAAGAAGGCGUAGAUCAGCGAGGUCUUCUAACAGCACGGGAGCUGAAGGAAGCGGAAAACACUAUGAUUCGUCUCGUGCAGAAGGAGGAAUUCAAGGCGGAGUGGCAAGCGCUGUCCAACGGCGGAUCUGUGGGAAGGAACUCACCGCUGCGUUGGUUCAACCCGAAGUUAGCGGACGACAACCUGAUCCGAGUCGGUGGACGGUUAGGUCACUCGCAGGAAACCGACAGCACGAAGCAUCCGAUAGUUUUACCCGCUCGGCACCCGCUGACCAAGAUGCUGUUCGAGGACUACCACGAACGUUUACUUCACGCGGGACCGCAGCUGAUGCUCGCGACAGUUCGACUCAAGUACUGGCCGCUUGGAGGUCGAAGCGUAGCACGCCAGAUCGUGCACAACUGCCAGCGUUGCUUCCGAACGAAACCCAUCCAAAUCCAGCAGUUCAUGGGAGAACUGCCUUCGGCACGCGUCACGGUGGCGCGUCCAUUUUCCAAGGUCGGCGUGGAUUACUUUGGACCGGUCUACAUUCGUCCCGGUCCGCGUAGAGUAGCCAUCAAAGCAUACGUAGCCGUAUUCGUGUGCAUGUGCACGAAAGCGGCGCAUCUGGAACUAGUAACGGACCUUUCUACCGACCGCUUCAUCCAGGCCCUGCGAAGGUUCAUCGGGAGAAGAGGCCUGCCAGCAGAAAUCUUCUCAGACAACGGGACCAACUUCGUUGGCGCUCGUAAUCAACUUCAAAAACUGUUUGAACUGCUUCGCAGUAAGGAUCACAGCGAGAAAGUGUCCAAGGAGUGCGCUGAUCAGGGGAUUCAGUGGCAUUUCAACCCACCGGGCGCUCCCCAUUUCGGAGGACUUUGGGAGGCCGCGGUACGAUCGGCCAAAACCCAUCUCCUGAAGGUUCUCGGCGACAACCCGGUGUCCUACGAGGACAUGGACACGUUGCUGGUACAAGUGGAAGCGUGCCUCAACUCCAGGCCGCUGACGCAGAUGUCGGACGAUCCGAACGAUCUGGAGCCGCUCACACCAGGACACUUCCUGAUCGGCUCAUCAUUGUACGAGCUUCCGGACCUGGACAUCACCGCCGUGCCGAUGAACCGCCUGAACCAAUGGCAGACGACGCAGAGGAAGCUGCAGGAUUUCUGGAGGAGAUGGAGGACCGAAUAUCUGGCACAGCUGCAGGGACGAUCAAAACGUUGGAAACCGCCGGUGCCGAUCAAGGUCGGUCAACUCGUCGUGAUCCGGGACGAAAACCAACCACCUAUUCGCUGGAAAAUGGGCCGGAUCGUCGAACUUCAUCCGGGAGCUGAUGGAGUAGUGCGGGUCGUCACCCUGAAGACCGCCACAAACUUCCUGACGAGACCUGUGGAGAAGAUUUGCAUCCUACCUUUGCCUACCGAGCCAGACGAACCCUCACCUGAACCUUCCGAGGACCCCAAAACCCCGGAGAACUGAACGGUUCCGUGUGCAGCAUUUCGUGUCCGAGAGGUGGUCUUUUCUUUUUUUCUUUCGUUUCAGAAAUUCCCGGAAUUUCAGGGUGGGCGGGAAUGUCUACAAGUACGGUAGCGCAGACGAUCUCACAACUCACCAACUGCAGCUCAUCCCAACUCACCGGUGCAUCUCGCGAUCCUCACGGCGGCGGUCGCUGUGUGAGUGUGCUGGACCAGCUGAUCGAGAUGGAGUACACCAAUACGCGGACUGGCCGGCCCGGUCAAUGAUUAGAAUAAUUAUAUUACAAUUGUGCGAACCCCAAAGCUGAACAGCAGCAAAAACUAGCUGGCCAAGAGGCCGAUUUUAAUCUGUAUUUUUUUGUGCCUAAUAUAUGUAGUUUUGUAGUUUUAAUAAAUGUAGUUUGUGUAAGCUGAGUGUUUAUUGUGAACUGUGUGUACGUGUGAUUUUUUGGACCCCGGAAAA